AUGUCUUCGCUCCCUCCAGUAUACAUUGUCUCUUCUGCCCGAACUCCCGUGGGCUCUUUUCUGGGGUCCCUUUCCAGCUUGACUGCCCCACAGCUCGGUUCCCAUGCCAUCAAAGCUGCUGUUGGUAAAGCUGAAGGUAUCAACCCUUCGGACGUUGAAGAAGUUUUUUUUGGUAAUGUUCUCUCUGCCAAUGUUGGGCAAAACCCUGCCAGACAAUGUGCUCUUGGUGCUGGUCUGGCUGAGUCGACUGUUUGCACUACCGUUAACAAGGUUUGCGCCUCUGGUCUGAAGGCAAUCAUCCUCGGAGCGCAGACAAUCUUGACUGGAAAUGCCGACAUUGUCGUGGCUGGUGGAGCUGAAUCUAUGUCGAACGCUCCUCACUACCUCCCGAACCUCCGCACAGGUGCCAAGUAUGGCCACCAAAGCUUGGUGGAUGGUAUCAUGAAGGACGGAUUGACCGAUGCAGGGAAACAAGAACUCAUGGGGUUGCAAGCCGAGGAGUGCGCCCGGGACCAUGGCUUUACUAGGGAGGACCAAGAUAACUACGCCAUUCGCACAUACGAAAAAGCCCAAGCUGCACAGAAGGCCGGUCUUUUUGACGAUGAAAUCACACCUGUCGAACUCCCCGGGUUUAGGGGUAAGCCAGGUGUCACUGUGUCGCAAGACGACGAACCAAAGAAUCUCAACCCUGAUAAACUUCGAGGCAUCAAGCCGGCGUUUGUUCCUGGCUCGGGAACCGUGACGGCUCCUAACUCAUCUCCUCUCAAUGAUGGUGCCGCAGCUGUCGUUCUUGUUUCAGAAGCCAAAUUGAAGGAGCUUAACCUUAAGCCUGUUGCGAAGAUCAGAGGCUGGGCAGAUGCUGCUCAACAGCCUAGCAAGUUCACAACUACACCAUCCCUCGCAAUCCCCAAGGCUCUCAACCACGCGGGACUGACGCAAGAUGCCGUUGAUGCUUUCGAAAUCAAUGAAGCAUUUAGCGUCGUUGCUCUUGCUAACAUGAAGCUACUUGGCCUUUCCGAAGAAAAGGUCAAUAUUCAUGGUGGUGCAGUGGCUGUUGGUCAUCCUAUUGGCGCUAGUGGUGCUCGUAUCGUAGCCACUUUGCUUGGUGUCCUAAAGGCAAAGAAUGGCAAGAUUGGUUGCGUUGGAAUUUGCAACGGAGGUGGCGGUGCCAGUGCGCUGGUGGUCGAAUCGCUUCUCUGA
Molecule: messenger RNA, 1200 nt
Organism: Aspergillus wentii DTO 134E9
Lineage: Eukaryota; Fungi; Ascomycota; Eurotiomycetes; Eurotiales; Aspergillaceae
Gene: erg10B
Product: acetyl-CoA C-acetyltransferase
Exons: 5
Coding region: 1-1200 (399 amino acids)
Biological process (GO): ergosterol biosynthetic process; fatty acid beta-oxidation
Molecular function (GO): acetyl-CoA C-acetyltransferase activity
Source: RefSeq, a predicted model, not a curated record